GUUCCGUCGGCGGCCGGACAAAACCGCCAGACUCUCUCGUCCCCCGGCCCGGCCCUCCCAGACCCAGUUCCAUCCUUUUGCUUGCUUGCGGUUGCGGGCAACCGCUGUGAUAGAGCGAGCGACCGACCUGUAGUACGGGAGAGGGUUGGAAGGAGCGAAAGGAGAGAGAGGUUGGUGGUUGUUUGGUGGAGGAGAAUAGUUGGUUGUCUUCAGGGAGGGAGAGAGGGAAAGAUGGAGCGCAAGGCGGUGGUGGUGUGCGCGGUGGUCGGCUUCCUCGGCGUCCUCGCGGCGGCGCUCGGCUUCGCGGCGGAGGCCACCCGCGUCAAGGUUUCGGACGUUCAAACAAGCGGCAGUCCUGGUGAAUGCAUAUACCCAAGAACCCCAGCCUUGGCACUGGGUUUAAUAUCUGCCGCCUCUCUUAUGCUCGCCCAGUCCAUCAUAAACGCAGUCGCUGGUUGCAUCUGUUGCAAGAAGCAUCCUGUUCCCUCAGACACUAACUGGAGCAUAGCCCUGAUUUCGUUCAUCGUAUCUUGGUGCACUUUCAUAAUCUCGUUCCUUCUCCUACUGACUGGGGCCGCCCUGAACGACCAGAGAGGCGAGGAGAACAUGUACUUCGGUAGCUUCUGCUACGUGGUGAAGCCGGGGGUCUUCUCCGGGGGAGCGGUGCUGGCCCUCGCCAGCGUGGCGCUAGCCAUAGUCUACUACGUCGCGCUGUCAUCAUCCAAGGGCCCUCCGCCGGCGUUCGCAGCCCCGCAGAACCAGGGCAUCGCGAUGGGCCAGCCCGUGAUCAUCCCGCAGCAGAGCAGCGAGCCGGUGUUCGUCCACGAGGACACGUACAAUCGGCGGCAACAGGUCCCGUGACCUGACCACACAGAGGUCUAUGGUUGGUUCGGUUGGUUGUGCUUGGUCUGUAUAGGUUGCAGGUUAGAACAGUAGCCGUCGCCAUUGCUGUUAUAGCUAGAUCCUGUUCUUUUUGUUUUUGUUCUACUUGUACCCUCGUGUUUGUCGAGCAUGGAAUGUUUGGUUCUGAAUGAACUGGGUAAUGUUGAAGAG
This is a messenger RNA of Zea mays, 1053 nucleotides long. RefSeq lists its product as uncharacterized. The record is from RefSeq and is marked predicted. The transcript is spliced from 3 exons. NCBI's taxonomy places the organism in Eukaryota, Viridiplantae, Streptophyta, Magnoliopsida, Poales, Poaceae. The coding region runs from base 232 to 861 and encodes 209 amino acids.